Messenger RNA from Pocillopora meandrina, 9564 nucleotides. Lineage: Eukaryota; Metazoa; Cnidaria; Anthozoa; Scleractinia; Pocilloporidae. The record is from the annotation of a GenBank genome assembly.
AUGUCUCGAUCAGUUACAAUGUAUCGUUACAUGAGAAGUGUGAAGAAAAACAAAUUCAGUAGGCAUGGAGCACUGAAGUCGGCAAAGGCUGCAUUAAAUGACAUAAACCAAAAGCAGUCCAUGCAUACAAGAAGUCCUUUUGGUCUGUUUGCUUUACUACCCCGAGAAAUGCGCUUUAUAAUAUUUGGCUUCACUCCACUUUCCGAUCUCGGGCAACUUUCCUUGACAUCGAGACUUCUCACGGACGAGGUUGUGAACUAUAUCCACAGCAAAGACGCUUUACACGCCAUUGUUCCAAAUAUCCAAUUUAGGAGUGAACAGGAAUCUUCCGAGCUUUUCAUAAACGCGAAAACGGAGUACUGCUGGAACCACUUCAAGGACCUUGGUGAGACUUACAACUGCAUCAAAUUUCAGUAUUGGAAUAGCUUAUAACUCCACUAUCAUCCUCUCUAAAAUGCAUUAUACAAGCGUUUUUAAAUUAUGCGCUGCCAUGCUUUAGACUAAAAGGGGAAGUACAAUUUAUUUAAACAAAACAAAGUGGUUUAUCAAGAUCCAAUUAUAGCCUGAUUCUUAGACAGUCCAAAGUCACUCGCUCAACUGAAGUAAAGCGGAUGACUUCGGAUCGAUUGAAUAUCAGGGUACAAUCCGCUCGUAAUUAACGCAUAACAUUCACGCAAAGACUUUUUAAGAAGUGGUAGGAAAUAAAAUUACAAAAAUUUACUACAGUUUGCCACCAUACCCACCUUCAACCAUUCAAUGUUGUACAAUCAGAAAAAAAAGUGCAAUAUUGUACGGGGAAGAGGGGGGGAAAGUGAGAGUGUUAGGAGUAAAAUUGGGAGGCUAUUUCAGAUUUUCGCAAUCUCAGUGGUAAUGUGCCAAAAAAUUAAUCACUGUAACUCAGCCGUAAAAUUAUAUUUUUUUACAGGGAUAUUACUUAAAAGGGCAACCUGCCUCUUUUCCACUAAAGAAAGGUUACAGGAAGUCGGAGUAGUUUUGGAUAAGGUAUGAAAUCAAGUUAUACCGCGUUCCUAUAACUUACCCGUCAUAAAUGAUGAUAGGAUCCAGUUGAGAUCAAUAAUUCUUGCUUUCCCUUUGCUCAUGUCGCUGUUUCAUCGCAACCGACUUUAGGUCCCAUCAUCCAAGGACUAGCAUUUAAUUCUAAACCAGUUUUAAUGGGCUGUGUAUUUAAGCAUUAUUUUCUAGACAUGCCUAGUUAAACAAGUGUUAAAAUGUGAUACUGACAGAAAUCCUUACAAAAACUUGAGCUAGGCAAAUAAUCACAUGGUAUUCUGAUAUCUGGUGGUUCACUGACUGAGGGAAAGCAAGCAGGAUACAUGAGCUUGAUAUGAGAUUUCCCUCUCUAAUGAGAUUUCCCUCUCUAAGUCAUCGUGUGUUGAACAACUCAGUUCUCUACGACAAAUUGUGCGAUUCUGAUAUCAUGAAAUCAUGUAAGGACAUUUACAAUAACAUCCAAACUCAUUUAACCGUCUGUAGCUCAAAGACACACACUCAAAGAUCUGCACCACCCUUGGAAGUGAUACUGCCUACAGCUGUUACGGAAAGUUUCUUCACUCCUUUGUUGCAGGAUGGGAGGAUGAUGAGAAGUUUAAAGCCUAUCUUGCUAUCAAAGGUAUAAACCGGCUAAAAAAAGAAAGACACAGACAGACGAACCGACUUAAAAUUCCGUUGAACUGUUCCGGUAAACAGGAGACUAACUGACUACUGUUUAGCUUUGGUGGAUUAGAUGGGGUUGGCAAAAACCGGACAAGGUAUCUGGAAACGUUGGGUUCCUAGUUAUCAAGGAUAAAACAUGAAUGACUUUGAAGUGAAGAUAUUCACUUCGUUUUAUGCUCAAGCGAGCCAACGCUUAGAUUACUUGCUUUAGAAAAUUUGCAUUCUUCGUUAACGUUUAUCAAACUGUAACAAGCACCCACGGUGAGUUCCAAAGCGUUAGUGUCCAAAAGCAUAAUUUCCUGCCUCCUCCCUCUAGGUCACUCCUCCAGGCUCUGUUUGAAUUUUGUUAACAUAGAGCCCAGGGCUUGUGCCUGUACUGCUGGAUGUAGAGUCCAAGGCAGUGCAGCACCUGGGCGUUCCUCUUCUCACGCACACACCUGCAUUUUAUUUGACUUCAUAAUCUUUUAAAGGGGCCUCAUGUUUGGAUGACAGAAUUAGGCAGGUGCUUCGCUCCCCGCCAGGAUCACAACCAUGGUACGAGAGAUACAUAAGAGUAUUCUGUCGAGAGAUAUUCUUGGACAAGGCUAGCGAUCACACUGAGAGAGGAUUCUGGCUUUGCAAAAUACUAAAACCAUGGCCCCUUGUUUUCCAAGCCCGACUAAUUUACAUUCUAUACGGACCCGUCAAUGAUGAAAACGGUAAGUAUUUAUCAAACUGUCUUAAUAUUCACUGAUGACGAUCCAAAAAUCUCUGACUAAAAAUUGGCUCCUCAGGGCCUACCUAACGUGCCUCCUAUUAUAUUCGGUUAAGGAAGUCUUCUGGCCGUUUAAUUUUGUAUAAGCAGCAAAAUCAUGUCAAACAUUUGUAGAAACUAAACUGCCCUUUGUUUACUUGGUUUUUCGUCCUCGAUCCGUAAAGAACGAGGAACUUACCCUUAAACUGAAGGCAUAGAAACCGCGUAUCCGACUCACCCUUACAACUUCUAUUGUUCUGUCGCUUAUGAUUUCAGUACCAAACGCAUGAAAUUUUCCUACGACAACCAUACUUUGUCUUACCUGGUUUUAACAUGUGGACUUAUAAUUUGCAGGAACUGUCGCCUGGAAUGUGUUACAAAGUUGUCCAACUUAUUUUGGCGUCGAAGACGCCGAACUAAUGGACCUUGCAGACGUCCUCAAGAUAUUACAUGUGUAUUGUGACAGCAAGGAUUGGAACGAAGAUGAUUUUAUCAGCGUGUUCGAGGAAUUAACCGGUAUUUGCUUUUAACAGUACAGUACAUGUCUGUAAGUGAAUGGAAUUUGAAACAUAUGCUAUGGGCGCGGCUUGAUUUAGUGUAACCUUUGAGGUACGCCUCACACCAAUUGAUCAACAUCUACUUUCCGUUUUUUUUCUCUUUGGGAUAACCGUCAAUCGAAUUUGAUAUCUCACCGCGUUAAAGCUUUUGGACUGAGCAGUAGUAUAAAAAUGAAUUCAAUCGCAUAGCGUUGCGUUGAAGCUGCCUUUCUUUAAACAAAUUAAUGCCCCUUUCUGUUUUCUUCAACUUCAGGUACGCCAUCUGACUGGUGCUUGGAAAAUAUCGCCAAGCUGCUAAAACUGUGUGGAGAAUCAGUUUGCUUUGAAGUGCUAGGAAAUAAAGCUAUGAAUGGGAGAGUCCAUGAAUUAUCAUACUUAGGUUACUACCUUGGUCAGGUAAUGUUUCCAUGAUAUUUAGUCAAAGAAGUGAUUCUGUAACACGUUUAAAUAGGUUUGUUGUAUGGAUGUUGUUUGCAAACUUGGACUACAGUACUAUGUAUUUCUUGUAUUAUAAAUAUCACAGGUUUUAGGACAAGAUGACAUGAUAUAUGGCAAAGGGAAUGGUAUUCAAUGCUUUUCAAACACCAUGAGACAAGUUCUGGCUGUCAUGCCAAGCAGCAAAGAUCAAGCUGCCUUGACAUCAUCCUUGUUCAAUGUAUGGGAAGAGAACAUACUAAGCCUUGGAGAGGGACUCCAAGAAGACCUAGGUACUUAAUACAAUAACUAUUACAUUCAAAUGUUCAUUUUCAAUAUAAUCUUAAAACAACUUCCCUCAAACAAACAAACAAACAAAAACAAGUUCAUUUAUUGGAAAUAAAUUGUUACCUCAAAAAGUAAAAAAAAAAAACCAAGUACAUUCAUUGAAAAAUGUUAAGUAAAAAAGUUGAUUUUGAUCAUUUACUCCAGUUUCACUCUUAAGUAAUUGAGAUAAUGUAGAUUACAGGAAACAAAGAGGAACAGGAAAAAACUUAGAGGGUGGAUAUAGGAAAAAAAAGUUUAGUUGUGAAUUUUUUUUUUCUGUAGGACUCCCCAUAUUGAUAUGUCUGCUCACUUUAUUCCACCUCUUUUUGAUUACCCCUCCCCCCAGGAGCCUGAGGCAGUGCAAGGAAAAUAAUCAUGCCUGAUAACUUAAUGAGUCUUAGGGAAUAUAAGGGGUCUUGAAAACCAAAAGUUUAGAAGAAAAGUAAUCAUGGAAAUUAAUAUAGGAAAUUCUGAAGCUAAGGAAAAGAUAUUUUCAGUCUGCACAAAGUAAAGAAACCCAAUUAAACAACAAUUACAGAGUACAAUAAGAAAAUUAAUCAUACUUAGCAAUAAUUGACUCUGUUUUUUAUUUCUAGAUGUUACUAUCCCAGAAGAGCAAGAACAGGUUUUUGCUGCAAGUAUACACAACCUAACUAAAAUAGCAGCAAUCUUUCUUAAAGAAUGUACAGUAAAAUGAGACCUCACAGAAGAACAGUUCUAAAGAUCCUUUGAAUAUCAUAUUGAAAAAAAAAUCAAUUUAUAAAAGAUUUUGACAUAUUGCAUUGCAUCUCUAAAAAUAUUGCAUCUCUAAAAAUAUUAAAAUUUACAUUUUUUGUGGAAAUUUAUUGAUGGAUACCUUAAAAAAUGUUUAAUACAUUGUUAAUAAAUACUUUGUUUAUGCUUUUUUCCCCUUUGUUAUCAAUGUAUCCUGGUAAUAUUACUCAAAUCUCAAGACAAUAAAUGUAAUAAUUAAAAAUCAUUAGUGAUUUUAAUCACAACAAGGUAAUAACGACUCCUGUAUUGGUUAUAAAAUAUUAUUGAAAGUAAAUGUGUCACCUGCCAAAGAAUUUUUUUUACUUACUUUUUAUGUACUUGUCAAAUUAAUUCCUUACAUGAAUUUCCUAUUACUUUACUUUUGGUAUACUAAGUCAUUGGUAUAUUCAUUGUCACCUUUCAAUCAAUUAUAACACCUGACAUCCAACAACUCACAAUCUUAAUUUUAAAUAAAUUUAUUCAGUUAAUCCCAUUAUGUACAUUCAGUGUCAGUUGCCUUGACUAAACGCUAUGCAGACCUACAUGAUAAGACGAGACAGGGAAAUAAUUGCAAUGCAGUAUUAUCAAUAAUUUUUGUCACAUGUACAGCUUCAAGAAACUAGGGAUACCAUUGUUGAUGAAUCUAUGUGAGCCAUUACCUCCCCCCCCCACCUCUAUUCCCCUCCGAAAAAAAAACUGGCAUGCGUCACAAGGUAAUGACGUGAAGUAUCAGCACCUCUAGCUGCAAAAGAGAGACAUAAGUACAACUUGAAAAUGAGGAGAAAAAUGGAUGCUUACUACGAGCCAAAACCGUAAUCAGAACUGUCCGGCAAAUCCAAAUUUUCAAAUGAAUUAUUGCUCAACUAAGGAGAUCUGAAACUCGUUUGAUGUAAUAUUAUUUGAUCUCUCCAAAUUUGGGAGAUGGACGAGACGAGACGAGACGCGACGUGAUGCAAUGUAAUUUGCAUAAUGCGCAAGAGCAAGAAUUUAUACAGAUCGCGAUUGUUCUAUUACUUUGUUCUGUUCGACCUUUUGUUUUGUUUAAAAAGUUAAUUGAAACUACAGGCGUUAAUCAACAAAAUGUAAGGUAGAAAUUAACAAGCGCUAAUAUUGAUUUGUAGCCUUUAAGACGCAACAAAUUACUUACCUAAGUGUUUCCGGUGUCAGAGAAAUGAUUCAGUUGUUUCACCAGGAUAUCAUGCGGGUCAAAUAACUAGUAACCUUUCCUCGACGUGAAAACAAUUUCAUACCCAAAAUUCAUGACUCUUCGAAAAACGAAUGUUGAAAACCUGUAUGUGCCACCAAUAAACUGUAAAAUUUGUUAUCUCGCGAUGACAACUGUUCUUGACAGCCUUCAAUUGAUAAACAAGUUACGCGGGUAUUCCAUGACAAGAGACUGUUUGUGGUAGUGACGUCACUGAGUCAAAAUAUACUCAGUCGUAACUAUCGAUCUUCGGGAACGACGACCUAAUUUGUUGCUGCUGGUUCAAUUUCUCGCCGACUAUUGAGUAACAUGGGUGGUAAACCUGAUAAAGACAGAAAAGACAAGAUAAUCGAGGAUGAUUUUGUGGAUGUAGAAAAGUUUUCAGGACGCCACGAUGAAUUCGGCGAACGGAAAGGUGAAGGAGCGUAUUUCUUCCCUAAUGGGGAUAUUUACGAUGGAGAUUGGAAGAAGGGCAAGAAGCAUGGCUAUGGAAUGUAUACAUAUGCAAAUGGUAAAAGGUAUGAUAAAUUUUCUGGGCGACGGAAACAUCGCAAGAAAAGUCUUUUGCGUUAAAUUUUUGCCCGGCUUUAUCUUUACUUCCGGUAGUGCUGUUUCGAACGCUUCAUUGUCCUUAAAGAACAAUACACUGCUCUUUGAAGAAUUGCGUUGCGGUGUAAUAUGCUGUUGUUUAAUCUAUGGCCUCUCGAAGAGAUCUAACGUCGAAACUUGUAAAAACAAUACAUUGCAGUAUUUUCCUUCUUGGUAAUAUCAUCUGCCGAAGAUACGCUAUACCAUCGAGAAAUUCGCAAAAUGUGCCCGACUAGUCAGAUAUGAUGACGAAGGGCUUUCGCCGGAAACUCGGAAACUUAAAAAUACGAAAACUCCAAUUUUCAAAGAUAUAAAGAUCAUGGUCCUUUUCAAACGAAUGUCACUGAAUGUAAAUUUAAAAUUUAUAGUGUGCUUGUUGUUGUUUGAGAUCUCUAAGCUGGUUUGAAAUCAAGCGAAAUGACUGUAAAUUACAGGAUUACCCACGGUCUCAUUGCAAUUGACAUUGCUAAUCAGGCAGAUAAAUAUUUUAAUUUUGGUGAAAAGAAUAAUUCUGAAAUUCGUUAAUAAUAGAUUUCACGAAAGUUAAAGUCGUAGAACAAAACACUCCAAACGAAUUUUCUCGUUCUCAAGAGUGUGUUAGAAGAGCAGUCACUACUGAGAUUAGGAAUUUAUUUCGUACCUUUACUCAACUGGAGAGUGAAUGGGAAGUACAAAAAUGUUCUUCUCUCCAAGAAAUCUUGCGAGUGAUUAUUGAGACGGUUAAUUAAAUUAGUCACACUAAUCAGUCUUAUGCCUUUCAAUAAGGAAACUCAAUAUUUCUUAAUCUAUUUUGAUUAUCUUAGUUGACGCUAGACGGCCUGUCACACAAUCUUCGUCGAGGGGUGCACGGCAGCGUCACGUAAAAAUUACUUCCAAGGUUCUUUUUACUUGUUGGUUGCUUUUCAGUUUAUACCGUCUUAGUAAUGUACAUUCCUUCUGUGUGUAGCUGAAUCCAAUAUUUUGUUUUCUUUAAGCAUUAAAGGAUGGUUUUACAAGGAUCAAUUCAUAGGAUCAGAGCCAAACGAAAAGUUAAAGAAAAAAUUGAAAAAGAAAAAUAAAAAAUGUGAAAAGGAUGCCGCAACGCUUCCUCCACCAGCAAGUCUUGCUUUGUAAGUUUAUCUCAAGUUUCAUUUAAUUUUUAUUUUGAUAACAUGGUUAUUUAUAAUUCAUAACAUGCAGGAGCCUAAUGGACUCUCGGAACAUUUCAGUGCUAAUAAUAUCAGUCACUUCCGCCAUUUGAAAAGGGAUUUUAAAAACUGCUCGAAAUAAUUGAACUGUCGUUUUCAACAAAAGGAAACACUUGAAAACUGCAUCAGAACUAUGUAACAAUCUGCAACGACAAUUUUUGCGUAACGUUGCUGCAACUUUUCGUGGAACGUCACAGGUGAGUGAAUUCCAGAAACUCGCAAAAUGUUGCCAAGUAUAACAACAUCUUUGCGAUUUCCAUGGCAUAUUAAGGUCCGAUUUCAACAUUUGCUUCAACGUGUAUUCAACACUUUGUUGAACCAAAUGUUCUGUGCGUUUGAACAGGUCGUCCAACAUUGUUGAAAACAUAAAAAAAUGUUGAAAGCUUGUUGAAAGCGUGUUGAAUCACGUUUAAAUCGGUUUAAAUUUUCAUUCAACAUCGAUUCAACUUUUCCUUUGUCGUCCCGCGUUGUGAUUCAACUUUAGUUGAACGAAUGUUGGUCAAAUGUUGAAACCGUAUAAACGGGCCUUUACAGUAUUUGCCGUUUUAGUAUAAAUUGAACAAAAAUGGUGCAACACCGGUAAUGUUGAAUUCGUGUCCCCCUCUCUUCAAAGAAAUGCACCUUUAUCUUAAGAGGGCGUUUGGUGGAAUCAUGGCACCCUUGGAUUCGAUUUACAGUCACUUAUUUUUCGCGUUUUUCGUGUGUAUUGACAAAGGCGAACGUGAGGAAAGCGCGAGGAGAGCGUGAGGGACGGGUGCAAGGACAUUGCAAUGGGCGAGCGUGAGGAGAGCGUGAAUUAGGGAGCGCGAGGAGGGAGAGUUACGCGCUUCCCUCGCAUUUGCCGCUUAUAUGAUAACACGCAAGUAUAUGACAAUGAAGCCUGUUUCAAAGGCUAGGUUUGCAUAUUCCGUUCGUCAAUUAAUCCGGAAGACUUUGAAAAACGAGGCUUGCAUUGGAUAAUAUGAUUUGUCCAGUCAUCUUUUGAGAAACCCGUCUAAUUAUUGAAGUUUGCUUCCCUAUAGUUUCCAGCCUGAUGAGAGAGACUCCAAGCCCUUCCCUACAAUUCUUAAAUCCAACAGCCUCGAAGACGUUUCAACAGCCGGCCGGCACGAGCCUGAUGGAUUCCGACGGACGAAAAGUGAACGCCGAGCAAAGAGCGCCUUUAAGAGAAAUUACAGACUUCCCAGCAAAGAAGAUGAAAAGAUGGAGAGGAAGAGGAGCGUGAGGCUAAGGCAGUCAAUCCGCGCCAAAUAUGGUUUGCCAGUACCUUCGAGAAAAAAUCCCUUGCUUAGUGGUUCUGACUAGGAUUGAAUUGAUAUUAAUUCCCCAAUGCAUUUAUUUAUGAACCAUUUAGAUAUAUACAAAACGAACUGAAAUUAGAGCGCGGUGAUUGGUUGUUGCCUCUGAUCUUUCGGUGUGCGGGCGCAUAGCUAAUGUCUCAGAGAAUUUUUAGAAUCAAACCAGUUUUGCUGGGGCUUUUUAUGAGCAAAUAAAAAAAUCAAACAAAUCAAACAAGCCCACAAAAAUACAGAAAAAGGGAAAGAGUCUGAAAAACCAAGAUUAAUAUUAUCUUCACUUGGAGCCUUCAAAAAUCCCAGAAUCUGGAACAAAUCUACAAAUUGUCGAGCCACAAGGCGAGUAAUUAACGUCACUUAUUUUACUUUCUGGUCAGGUUCUAGAACAAAUCGAUCACAUGCUUUGUGUCUUUGGUUGUAAGAAUUUUGAUUUCAGAUAAAAAACCUUUACCUCCGUUGGGUGGGUAAGAUACGAAUCCGUUUUGAUCUAUGAGAAGAUCUCGGUUCCAAAUCUUUUCGUUACCUAUAACACAAAUUUCUGCUGCCAGGAUAACUCACUCCUGGGACAAUAGACUAAGGUUUACCUUUUUAUAUAAACAACGCGUGUUAAUAAAAAAUGAGUUUUAUGACUUUUACUUUAAAAGAAACAUUUUGUCAACAUAACAUGAAAAUUGUGAGAUUAAAAAAAAAAAUACAAAGAAGGGCCACAAAAUGCAAAGGAGGCACCCCGCAGCAUUGGACGAAAAGAAUAUGUAUGUAUAGUUGAUAUAUAGUCUGGGUAGCAUUAAAUAACAAACGGAACGUAAAUUGAAUUCUGGAUUUAUUUGUUAUU